AUGGCUGAAAAUCACGAAGAAGAAGAGUUUGGAGAACUAGCUGUAGUUUUUGGAGAUUUCCAUAUACCAAUGCGUUCUACAGAUAUUCCAGAUUAAUUUAAAGAAUUAAUUGUUCCAAACAAAGUUUAAUAUGUAAUGUGCACUGGAAAUAUUGGUUCUAGAGAUACUUUAGAUUGGGUAAAAUCAUUAUCAAGUAAUUGUCAUAUAGUUAAAGGAGAUUUCGAUGAUAAUAAUGAUUUUCCAGAAAUAAAAACUAUUAAAAUUGGCAAUUUUAAAAUUUCAUUAAUUCAUGGACAUUAAGUUGUUCCUUGGGGAGACGAAGAAGCUUUAUAUAAUUAAUUAAGAUAAUUAGAUACUGAUAUAUUGAUUAGUGGACAUACACAUGAUUAAAAAGCAAGCAAAAUUGAUAAAAAAUAUUUAUUAAAUCCUGGUUCAAUUACAGGUGCUUAUAGUCCAAUUACGAAAAAUAUUUUGCCAUCUUUCUUGCUUUUGGAAAUAAAAGAAAAAUCAGUUGAUGUUUACUUAUAUUAAUUAUAAGAUUCUGAACUUAAAAUUAAAAAAACAAUUAUAACAAAAUGA
This is a messenger RNA of Ichthyophthirius multifiliis, 579 nucleotides long. RefSeq names its product vacuolar sorting protein, putative. The record is from RefSeq and is a predicted model, not a curated record. The transcript is spliced from 6 exons. Gene Ontology annotation, cellular component: endosome; retromer complex. Gene Ontology annotation, biological process: retrograde transport, endosome to Golgi; intracellular protein transport. NCBI's taxonomy places the organism in Eukaryota, Ciliophora, Oligohymenophorea, Hymenostomatida.